GAUGAAUCAUGUCUGAAUAUGUUUAAUAAAUAUAGGAUUGGUGGUAGCAGGAAGAAGAAGGAAUCAGGAAUGGGUGAAACCAAAAUUUCAUUGCCUCUGAACGAGAGAAUAUGUACAAAAAACACGGCGAAGAGACUGGCGGAGGUCCUCAUACUCUCCCUCCUCCUCUCGCUCCUCACAUACCGCGUCUCUACUCUUCGUGCAGCGCCCAACUUGGUCUGCCUGACAGCCUUCUUCUGCGAAGCCUGGUUCACCUUCGUCUGGCUUCUCUACCUCAACGCCAAAUGGAAUCCGGUGAUCUACAAAACAUAUCCCCAUCGCCUACUCAGUCAAUUUGAUUUGAGUGAGCUCCCGGCCGUUGACUUAUUUGUUACGACGGCAGACUCUGACCUGGAGCCACCAAUCAUCACGGUGAACACAGUAUUGUCGUUGUUGGCUGUUGACUAUCCGGCAAACCGUCUAGCAUGUUAUGUAUCCGACGAUGGUUGUUCGCCGAUCACUUACUACUCGCUCACUGAGGCCUCAAAGUUUGCCAUCCGUUGGGUCCCAUUCUGCAGGAAAUAUGACAUCAAAAUUCGCGCUCCAUUCAUGUAUUUCUCGGAAGACCCCGUCCUAUCAUCAUUUGGUCUAUCUUUGGAUUUCAUAAGAGAUUGGAAGGCCAUCAAG
Molecule: messenger RNA, 666 nt
Organism: Phalaenopsis equestris
Lineage: Eukaryota; Viridiplantae; Streptophyta; Magnoliopsida; Asparagales; Orchidaceae
Product: cellulose synthase-like protein B4
Exons: 2
Biological process (GO): cellulose biosynthetic process; plant-type primary cell wall biogenesis
Cellular component (GO): trans-Golgi network; plasma membrane
Molecular function (GO): cellulose synthase (UDP-forming) activity; mannan synthase activity
Source: RefSeq, a predicted model, not a curated record